Molecule: messenger RNA, 828 nt
Organism: Ipomoea triloba (trilobed morning glory)
Lineage: Eukaryota; Viridiplantae; Streptophyta; Magnoliopsida; Solanales; Convolvulaceae
Product: putative F-box protein At3g52320
Exons: 1
Coding region: 1-828 (275 amino acids)
Molecular function (GO): protein binding
Source: RefSeq, a predicted model, not a curated record
AUGGCGGGUGUUUCAACGCUACCUUUUCUUCCCCAAGACAUUCUGUUCGAUAUCCUCUCCAAGCUCCCUGCUAAGUCGCUAGUACGACUCAGGUGCGUUUCUAAAUUGUUUUUUGCUCUCAUAGCUGAUCAUGCCUUUGGCGUUCUGCAUCGCAAUUUGUCCUUCACACUACCCAGUAGGGCGGGCAUCCUCAUCGCUAUCAUUCCUCGAAAGCCGCUCUCCGUCCCUUCCGCCCCUUCGUAUUACACCAUCAAUUUCACCCAAGAAAACCUCCAAGCUAACCGUCUCGGCUACUUGGACACUGAAGAACCCUUUUUGAAAGGUUGUCUACACUCCUCCUCCGACGGCCUGAUUUGUCUCUCCAGACCCAAUGGAGAAGUCGUUGUUUGCAAUGUUAGUACGGGACAGCGUAUUUCCCUUCCAAGAUUCCAGUUCCCCUCCCGCCAUCCAAAUGACAUUUGUGCGCUAUUAGGGUUUGAUUCACAGUCUAAAAGAUACAAGGUUUUGAUUAUUGAUCGGAGGAGGAGCAUUUUCGAGUAUAAGCACUGGAUUUUGACUGUGGGAGUGGAUAAAUCAUGGAGGGAGAUCAAUUAUUCUUCGUACCCCUUCUACCCCUUUGAUGGCUUUGGUUGCGGUGGCUAUUCCAAUACUAGUGUCCACAUCAACGGCGUUAUCUAUUCCUAUAAUUGGCUAACUAGAGAUGACCCUACUAACUUCCACAUAGUAGCAUUUGAAGUUGGGUCCGAGAGUUAUUCUUUGAUACCAAUUCCAGCUGAAGUUCCAUCUGCAUCAAAUUUUUGUUCUAUAGAUACAUCUGCGGGAAAAUAA